AUGCAGUUACGGGGCCUUUUUCAUCUUCUGUUGCUUGGAGCUGCUGCGGAAUCGGCCCUUAUUACUCCAGCUGGCAAGCUGGGAAAGCGUGAUAUUGAGUACAAUACCACCCUCUAUGCGUACGGGGCCGACUCGACGGCAAUUCCAAUCGCAUAUAGCCUCAGUGACGGCCUCCUCUACAUAACCGAAAGUCCUGACGACAGUUCCGCCAACCUCACGUCAGUGACCUGGGAUGUGCCGUUCGUCAGCGACGAAAAUUGGGUCGUCAACGCCACAUUCCCCAACGGCACGGCACUGGGCUCUCUAUAUAUCAGACCUGACCAGGACAAUGCCGUUGGCGUUUUACCAAUGACCCGAGCCUCCGAUGUCAAUGGCACCGUCACUGGCUUCGCUCGGUUCGCUUGGCAGCUAGUGUACAAUAACAACACUUUGCUAGAGUCAAAGUUCUGGGCUGAGCCGACGGAUACUGAUGGGAUCUAUGCACUAGUAUGGAACUCGGGCGGGGACGCCCAAGAUGGUAGCUACGAUGUGGUAGUAGAGGUGAUUGCGGACUCCUGA
This is a messenger RNA of Diaporthe amygdali, 558 nucleotides long. RefSeq lists its product as uncharacterized. The record is from RefSeq and is a predicted model, not a curated record. Lineage: Eukaryota; Fungi; Ascomycota; Sordariomycetes; Diaporthales; Diaporthaceae. The coding region runs from base 1 to 558 and encodes 185 amino acids. The transcript is spliced from 2 exons.